Molecule: messenger RNA, 1574 nt
Organism: Erinaceus europaeus (western European hedgehog)
Lineage: Eukaryota; Metazoa; Chordata; Mammalia; Eulipotyphla; Erinaceidae
Gene: TUBB4B
Product: tubulin beta 4B class IVb
Exons: 4
Coding region: 101-1438 (445 amino acids)
Biological process (GO): mitotic cell cycle; microtubule cytoskeleton organization
Cellular component (GO): microtubule; cytoplasm
Molecular function (GO): structural constituent of cytoskeleton; GTP binding; GTPase activity
Source: RefSeq, a predicted model, not a curated record
GGUAUAUAAAGACCGGCCGCGCGUCGGUUGUAGCACUCUGCGCGCCCGCUCCUCGUCGCUUACAUUAGGUCUGCAGUCCGCUUCCCCUGCCGCCGCCGCCAUGAGGGAAAUCGUGCACCUGCAGGCUGGGCAGUGCGGCAACCAGAUCGGCGCUAAGUUCUGGGAGGUGAUCAGCGACGAGCAUGGCAUCGACCCUACCGGCACUUACCACGGAGACAGCGACCUGCAGCUGGAGCGGAUCAACGUGUAUUACAACGAAGCCACCGGUGGCAAGUAUGUACCCCGUGCCGUCCUCGUGGAUUUGGAACCAGGCACCAUGGACUCCGUGCGCUCGGGGCCUUUUGGUCAAAUUUUCAGGCCAGACAACUUUGUCUUUGGUCAGAGUGGUGCUGGGAACAACUGGGCCAAGGGGCACUACACAGAAGGCGCAGAACUGGUGGACUCUGUGCUUGAUGUCGUGAGGAAGGAGGCUGAGAGCUGUGACUGCCUACAGGGCUUCCAGCUGACUCACUCUCUGGGUGGAGGGACUGGGUCUGGGAUGGGCACCCUUCUUAUCAGCAAAAUCCGGGAGGAGUACCCAGACAGAAUCAUGAACACUUUCAGCGUGGUACCCUCCCCCAAGGUGUCGGACACGGUGGUGGAGCCCUACAAUGCCACCCUCUCAGUUCACCAGCUGGUGGAGAACACAGAUGAGACAUACUGCAUAGACAAUGAGGCCCUCUACGAUAUCUGUUUCCGCACCCUCAAGCUUACCACACCCACCUAUGGGGACUUGAACCACCUGGUGUCAGCCACCAUGAGCGGGGUGACCACCUGCCUGCGCUUCCCUGGCCAGCUCAAUGCUGAUCUGCGCAAACUGGCUGUGAACAUGGUGCCCUUCCCCCGCCUGCACUUCUUCAUGCCCGGCUUUGCCCCACUAACUAGCCGUGGCAGCCAGCAGUACCGUGCCCUGACGGUGCCCGAGCUCACCCAGCAGAUGUUCGACGCUAAGAACAUGAUGGCUGCCUGUGACCCCCGCCAUGGCCGCUACCUGACAGUGGCUGCCGUAUUCCGGGGCCGCAUGUCCAUGAAGGAGGUGGACGAGCAGAUGCUCAACGUACAGAACAAGAACAGCAGCUAUUUCGUGGAAUGGAUCCCCAACAACGUGAAAACGGCUGUUUGUGACAUCCCACCCCGAGGCCUGAAGAUGUCAGCCACCUUUAUCGGUAACAGCACUGCCAUUCAGGAGCUGUUUAAGCGCAUCUCAGAGCAGUUCACAGCCAUGUUCCGGCGCAAGGCCUUCCUGCACUGGUACACGGGCGAGGGCAUGGACGAGAUGGAGUUUACGGAGGCUGAGAGCAACAUGAACGACCUAGUGUCUGAGUACCAGCAGUACCAGGAUGCCACAGCUGAAGAGGAGGGCGAGUUUGAGGAAGAAGCUGAGGAGGAGGUGGCCUAGAGCUGUACCCGGUAAAAGCCUGGCAGCCACGUGAACUUUUAUUCACUUACAAUCUGUUCCGAUAGCUUUGUCUGUGUGUGCACUUAAUUCUUUCUGUCUUGACUUCACAACACCACAUUAAAGCAUUUUCAUAGUG